Molecule: messenger RNA, 379 nt
Organism: Macrobrachium nipponense
Lineage: Eukaryota; Metazoa; Arthropoda; Malacostraca; Decapoda; Palaemonidae
Exons: 3
Coding region: 21-326 (101 amino acids)
Source: RefSeq, a predicted model, not a curated record
UAUUCCACAAACAUCCAACAAUGAAGUUCGUCAUCAUCUCAGCCGCUUUGGCAGUUGUGGCCUUUGCCGCGCCCCAGUACGGAAGAGGCGGCGGAGACUCGAGCGAGGAGAUCCCCAUCCUGAGGGACGAUCGCGACCGCGAUGACUUCGGGAGGUACAGCGUCAACGUCGAAACCGCCAACGGCAUCGACUGGCCGAUGCUGGAACCCCCGACGGACCCAAGGGCACUGUGUGUCCUCUGGAUUCUUCUCUUACACAUCACCCGAGGGCGUUCCAGUCGAAGUGAAAUACGUCGCCAACGAGAACGGAUUCCAGCCCCAGUCUGACCUGCUUCCAGUGGCUCCCGAAUUCCCCCGCCACCCAAUCCCCCAGUUCGUCC